UCAACGACAAAGUGUUUGGACAAUUAUCUCUCUUUCUCUUUCUGUUCUGAAUAUGAAUAUGGAGGCCGGUGGAAAGAAGUUAGCAAUGGGAGGGGAUGAGUUGUUAGAAGCUCAAUCCCACAUAUGGAAUCACAUCUUCAACUUCAUAAACUCAAUGUCUCUCAAAUGUGCAAUCGAACUUGGAAUUCCAGACGCCAUCCAUAGCCAUGGACCCAAUCCUAUGCCCCUCUCUCUUCUUGUUUCAUCUCUCCAACUUCAUCCUAAUAAAACCCAAUUCAUAUACCGUUUGAUGCGUUUAUUAACUCACUCUGGCUUCUUUGUUCUACAAGAAGAAGGAUACCUUCUUACCAAUUCAUCUCGCCUUCUUCUUAAAGACAAUCCUUGUGCUGUAUCUUCUUUCCUACUUUCCAUGCUCCAACCAGCCCUCACAGAUCCAUUUCAGUUCCUCUCAAUCUGGUUCCAAACUGACGACCAAACGCCCUUCGAGACGGCACAUGGAAUGCCGUUUUGGGAGUACAUGGGGAAUAAGGCAAAAGAUGGGGAGGUUUUCAAUGAAGGCAUGGCGAGUGAUGCGAGGUUGGUGAUAAGUGUGUUAUUGGGGAAAUAUAAAAGUGUUUUUGAAGGAGUUGAGUCAUUGGUUGACGUUGGUGGUGGCACUGGAACAAUGGCCAAAGCCAUUUCACAAGCUUUUCCACAAAUGGAAUGCACUGUGUUUGAUCUUCCCCAAGUAGUUGCUCAUUUGAAGGAAGAUCAACCAAACUUCAAAUAUGUUGAAGGAGAUAUGUUUAAACUUAUUCCUCCGGCUGAUACUAUUCUGUUGAAGUGGAUAUUACACGAUUGGAGCGAUGAAGAAUGUGUGAAGAUUUUGAAGAACUGCAAAGAAGCAAUCACAAGCAAUGGUAAGAAAGGAAAAGUGAUGGUAAUUGAUUUGGUGUUAUUCAAUACGAAAAACGAUCAAGACUCAAUUGAGUCACAACUAUUCUUCGACAUGUUGAUGAUGGUUGAAGUAGGAGGAAAAGAAAGAGAGGAAAAAGAGUGGGCUAAAUUGGUUAAAGAAGCUGGAUUUAGUGCCUACAAAAUCUUCCCUAUUUUAGGCUUAAGGUCUCUUAUAGAGAUUUAUCCAUGACAUCACUUAGCUUCCUUUAUUCUAACAAGUUCAUACAAAGAGAUGAAUUUAUUGAAUAAAGUAUUCGGUGUCAUUCUUAAGUAUGGAUUGUUAUGGUAAAAGUUAUAUAUCUAUUUUGGGUUUAAUUAAUGAAAGAGUGUUGAGAUUGAAGUUUGGUAUAAAA
Messenger RNA from Cucumis melo (muskmelon), 1289 nucleotides. Its product is annotated as probable O-methyltransferase 3. Gene Ontology annotation, molecular function: protein dimerization activity; O-methyltransferase activity; S-adenosylmethionine-dependent methyltransferase activity. Bases 53 to 1126 code for a protein of 357 amino acids. NCBI's taxonomy places the organism in Eukaryota, Viridiplantae, Streptophyta, Magnoliopsida, Cucurbitales, Cucurbitaceae. The transcript is spliced from 2 exons. Gene Ontology annotation, biological process: methylation. The record is from RefSeq and is a predicted model, not a curated record.